Messenger RNA from Sitodiplosis mosellana (orange wheat blossom midge), 5216 nucleotides. Its product is annotated as GRIP and coiled-coil domain-containing protein 2-like. Bases 279 to 5084 code for a protein of 1601 amino acids. The transcript has 7 exons. NCBI's taxonomy places the organism in Eukaryota, Metazoa, Arthropoda, Insecta, Diptera, Cecidomyiidae. The record is from RefSeq and is a predicted model, not a curated record.
GGAUAUCGCUAUUGUGACAUUUCAAACGUCAUACACUAAUGUUCAUUACUUCUUUGCUCAUAUCAUUGUUCUAUCCAAUAUUGUGUCACUUUUUUUUAGUGUCAACAAAUAGAUUUAAUGAAUACGUGUUAAUACAUUCCACUUCAGUAUUUGUUUUCUUUUUCUGCAGUGAACUCAUUAUCACGGCAUUAGACUAAUGAAUAAUUAAAAAAGGUUUCGUGGCACCAACUAAUCGAUAAACACUAGUCUUUCGAAAUAGGAUAAAAUUGAGGCGAACCAUGGAUUCGUCCCAGGGGAGUGCAUCAUCGGAGAAGAAAGGUGUUUUGGAGGGUCUCGAUCGCGAAGAACUGAUACGAAAAUGUAAAGGAUUACUUGGAAUUGCACAAAAAGCGAAAAAAGCCAAAGAUGAAUUGGCUAAUGAAGUAACAGCCUUGAAAGAAAAAAUAACCGAAUGUGAUACACAGAAACAGGCCGAUAAAGAAUGUCUGAAAACUAUGCAAAUGAUGGUUGAUGCAUUGACCGAAAACAAAUUGGAAGCCACCAACAAAAUUGACGAUUUAGAAAAAUCAGUGAAAAAAUUGAAUCAGCAGUUGAGCUUGCACAAUGAAAAGCUGGCCAAAUUAUCCGAGUUAGAAAUUGAAAAUGAAGCAAAAGAUAAACGCAUUCAACGAUUGACCGAUGAAAACGAAGAACAAGAAAUGGAUCUCCGGAAACUAGAUGAAAAACUCGCUAAAGUGUCUGAAUUGAGUCAACGUCAAACACAAGAGCUGCUGUUGCUUGAGCAAUCAAUUGAUAAAUGGAAAGCCAUGGAAGAUGCUUAUCAUAAGUUGCAACUCGAAAACAAAGAGCUACAAGCAAAAAUUGAGGCUGUGCAAUCGGUGACCAACAACGAAACCACAAUACCAAUCACUCAACACGAGGAUAUAGUGAAUGGUUUGCAAACGGAACGCAAUGAAAACCGUCGAUUGUACGAGGAAACGAAAUUCCAAUUGGAAGUGUUGAAUGAGGAAUUGGCAAAAUUAAAAGCAAACAACGAUGAUGAGGAAAAAAUUGAUGUGCUUAAAGAGCAGCUGAGACACGAAAACGAACAGCUGACGAAGCGAUGCGAUGAACAAGCCGUCAAAAUCGAUAAAUACAAGGGAAAAGUGUGCGAAUUUUCUAGUAAAUUGAAAGAGGUGAAACAAUCAAAGAAAUUAUUGGCCGACACUGUUUUUGAGUAUUCGAAAUCGGUGACAAAGUGGCACGUACAAAUAUCACAUGCAUCGAAAUUGCUAGUAAAAGAAGUGGACAGUUUGAAUAAAACUAAAGUUGAACUCAAAAAACAAGUCGAAAGUGGUGAGUUAACCGUGCAAGAGCUGAGAAAAACUAUCGAUGAUUUGGAACUUCGUCUUGAGGAAGCCGCAAAAAUGAAUGAUACUGGCGAUGUUAAGGAGAAAUAUGAAAUGUUGCUCACCGAAUACAAGUCGCUUCAAACAGAUAUUGGAAACAAAAACUCCGAAAUCGCCAACUUGACACAGGAAUGGGAACAGAUUUGUACAUCAUUAAAAGAGGAAAACGAAACUCGCGGCUCGGAAAUUGAGAAACUCGUCAAGGAUUGCCAGAAUAAAACGCAACAAAUAUGCAAACUCGAACAAAAGGAAGCAUUGGCCACCACGAAAAACGCCGAACUUUUGGUUGAAUCGAAUCGCUUGAGCGAUAUGGUACAAGACUUGCAGAAAACAAUCGAUGAAUUGGAGGCGAGACAAGAUUCUGAUGCUGCCAAAAAUAACGAAACUAAUGAUAUCAAAGAAGAGCAUGAACAGUUGUUGACAAAGUGCAAUUCACUUCAGAAGGAAAUUGAAGAUAAAAAUUCCGCAAUUGAUGACUUAAACAGGGAGUCGGAUCGGAUUUCUGCCUUGUUGAAGGGAGAAAAUGAAAAGUUAGUGGCUGAAGUUCAAAGACUAAACGAGGAGACUCAGCUGAAAGCCCAACAAAUAACCGAUAUCGAAGAGAAAGAAACCCUGGCCAAUAACAAGUACGCUAAACUGUUGGACGAAUCGAAUAAAAUGGUACAAGAGUUGAAGAAAACGAUUGAUGUUUCCGAGUCUCGUCUUGCGGCUGCUUCAAAGAACGAUAAAAUCCGAGAGAAAUAUGACAAAUUGCAAACGGAGUACAAGGCUCUUCAGGAUGAAAUUGUUGAUAAAAAUUCACAAAUCGACAACUUAAAGCAGGAGUUGGAACGUAUUUCUGCUCUAUUAAUGGAAGAAACCGAAAAAAUGGCUUCUGACGUUCAACGACUUAACGAAGAAUCUCAGGUUAAAUCACAACAGCUAUCUGAUCUUGAAGAGAAAGCAGCUGUGGCAAACAACAAGAAUGCUGAACUAUCUCAUGAAAAGGAUGUAUUGAACGAAAUGGUAGAAGAGUUGAGAAAAACCAUUGGUGACUUAGAGUCUCGUCUUGCGGAUACUUCAAAAACUGAUGAAGUCAGUGAGAGAUACGAAAAAUUGCAAACGCAGUACGAGGCCAUUCAGAAGGAGAUCGAAAGUAAAAAUAUGGAAAUUGUCAACUUGGCAGAGGAAUCGAAACGUAUCUCUGAUUCGUUCAAGGAACAGAUUGCAGAACAAGUUGCAGAAAUCGAAAAACUUACCGAUGAAUGUCAAGUCAAAUCUAAACAAAUAGCUGAGCUUGAAGAGAUUGAAGGUGUUGCCAAUAAGAAAAACGCCGAACUUUUGGCUGAAAUGCGUGAAUUGAAUGAUGUGAUGAAGAAACGUGGCGAAGUUAUAUCGAAUCAGAACGCUGAAAUCGAUGAAUUGAGCGCCAAACUCGAUGGCCAGUCAAAGCAGAUCAGUUCAUUGGAAGAGGGCGUCAAAGAGAAAACCAAAAUAAUUGACCAAAUGCGCAAUCAAUUUGAUAAUCAAAGCGAAAUAUUGUCAACAUCUACUAUUUCAAGGGCCGAUGAGGUGGCUCGAAUGAGAGACAUCGAAGAUAGUUUUGAGGAAAAGUAUAACAAAUUGCGCGGUUUGGCCCUGAAAUUGAAGAAAAAAAUCGCUGAACAACAGGCCAUCAUCACUAAGCUUGAAUCAGCUCAACCAACACCCACUGAAACAUGUAACACCGUUACUGCUCCUGCUCCAAUGCCCGCUCCGGCACAAGCACAAAAUCUAAUAUUACUUCAAAAAGAAAACGAUCGACUACUUGAUCAAAUCGACGCAAUGAAAUCGGAACAAAAGCAAUACAAAUCUGAGAUUAACCAAUUGAAUCAACAGAUUAAAAAGGUUGAGGAAGAAAUAAAAUCGCUGAGAAUCGUGAAUGAAGAUAUUAAAGCAACUGCCGAUAACAAUCUUAAAAUCAAAAGUGCCUUAGACGAACAGAUCAGGGCUGGCGAAAAGCAAAUUGAAACGUUGAAGAAUGACAACAAAUCUGUGGCACAACAGUUGAAAAAUGCCGAGAAUGAAAUUAUCAAAAUAAAAGAUGUGGUAAAACAAAAGGAGAAUGAAGUCUCGCAGAAAGCCGAAGAAGUGUCGAAAAUCAAGGCCGAGAUGAACAAAUUGAAGGCAACGAUGAAGAAGAGCAGCGUCUUGAAUUUGGAAGUUGAAGCCUAUGAAAAAUCACUCACUGAAGUGUCGUUGAAGUAUGAGUCGACGGUGAAGCAGUUAUCCGAAGCAAAAACUGAAAUCGAGACACACCAGGCCGCCAUCAAGAAGCUAAACACCGACAUUCAAACUCUGACCAACCAACUCGAACUGGAAAAACAGAACUCAAGCGAAUAUCAACAACAAACCGAGCUGCAGCGAAUCAAACUGAAGGAAAAUACUUCGGAGAUUUCUGAAUUAAAGCGGUUUAUUGACGAUCACGUUAAAGAAGCGAAUCAUAUCAAAAUCGAGCUCACCAAUUUGCAAUCUGCUCAGUCGGAAAAUGAAAUCGAAAAACAGAGAUUUAUUUCCAAACUCAAGACCGAGAAUGAAAAUAAUGUUACCAAGAUUUUAUCGCUUGAAGAAGAAGUUCGUGAUCUGCGAUCAAAAUUGAAUAAUUGUGAGCAGGAAUUGGCUAAUGUUCAAACCGAUUUUGCGAGCUAUAAGGUUAAAGCACAGGCAGUUUUGCGACAGAACCAAUCUAAGGAUUCGAGCAAUGAAGAAGAGCUAAAAGAAGAGUUGGCCAUUUUAACGCAAACAAAAGAGGACUUGAAUGCUAAAUUGGUACACGCCGCUGAACAGCAACGCCGACUGGAGAACACCAUCGAAGAGCUAAAGGGUGAAAAGAGCAAUUUACAGGAUCGAUGCAAAAAAUUACUUCAAUUGCUCGAUGAAACAACACAUGAAACGCGUCAACAAAUCGAACAAAUGCAAUCAGAAAAUCGUAAACAAACUCAAGACCACCAUGAAGCCCUGAAGAUGCAUCGCUUGCAAGCUGAGACCCUGAACAAUUGCUUCAAAAAUCAAAUCGAAGAAAUAAAAAAGAAACACGGAGAAGAAAUUGCAGCAUUGAAAUCGACAAAAGAAGCAAAGAAUGCUGAUGUUUCGGAUACGGGGUUGAGCCUAUCCAAAGGCGCGCAAUUAACUACCGAGCAGCGCAUUGAGCUACUUAUGAUGGAACGGCAAGAUGGUGAAGGCUCCGAAUGCACAUCGUCUACAAAUCAGAGAAAAACAUCCAACGCACGCGGCAAGCACGAGGUAAUUCCAUUAGAUGAACUCUUGAAUAACACAUUCGAUGAAGAAUUGGAAAUAACUGAGCACAACGAAGAAAAAUCCGUUCCCAAAGAGAAGUUUGAAGCCCAGCAGAGCCGUGUGAAACAUUUGUCAACAUUACUUUCGGAGGCUGAAAUGGAUGUGGCUCGAUUGACUGAGAUGAACACUAUGCUGAAGGAAGAGCUACGACGCCAGGAGCGAUCGACAGAACGCGAAAAAGAAAUGAAGAAUUUGGAGUAUAUGAAAAAUGUCAUUUUCAAGUUUUUGACGAUAAACAAUGCCGAUGAACGAGCACAUUUGGUGCCAGUAUUAAACAUUAUUCUGAAAUUAAGCCCAGAUGAAAAUAAAACAUUGCAAUCGGUGGCAAGAGGUGGUGAUGGAAGCCAAUCUAGUUGGAGCAAUCUACUGCCAAUGUGGUAGCCUUUUCAAUAAAACCUUAUUAAAUAUACAUGAUACACAAACACACACCUUCUCAUUCGUCCAAUAUUCUUGUGUAAAAAUUUAUUGUGUCCAAGAUGAUGGAAUAAAAAUCCAACGGUUUUAACUUAAAAA